This is a messenger RNA of Sparassis crispa, 1029 nucleotides long. RefSeq lists its product as hypothetical. The transcript has 2 exons. NCBI's taxonomy places the organism in Eukaryota, Fungi, Basidiomycota, Agaricomycetes, Polyporales, Sparassidaceae. Bases 1 to 1029 code for a protein of 342 amino acids. The record is from RefSeq and is a predicted model, not a curated record.
AUGUACUAUCUGAACAACGGAGUUCCUCCCUAUUCUGAAAGUUUUGCGACAUCACGGGCUUGCGGCCACGGUUCAACCGUUGCAUUGAACUCGUUCACGGCCGGGCAUGUCAUUCACCCGCGCCAACAUGUUGAAGAUGCCCGACAUGUCCACGGAGCAUUUAGCAAUGGCCACCCGCCAAUUUCAAACGACAUCACUUCCAGUCGUCGUCUACCUCCACUCACCAACUCAUACGAUGUACGUGCUAGGGAUGAAUCGCAGUAUUUCCUACCCGGCCUCACGCCAACGUCUCGCCACUCCCCGUUGCACCAGGAGGACGCUAGCAUGGACUCCCAAAUAAACCCAUACAGCCACCAUGUGUCUUCGUCUCUGCUAACAUUGCCGACCCGUCAAGUCGAACCCAGUAUCAAGUACGGCGGCAAUGAUGCAUCUACACAGGAUAUCAACGGGAUGUAUGGGACGGAUUGGAGCUACGAUACUGUUGCCAGAUACCAAGCCAUCCAGUCCGGGGGCCACAAUGACAAUCCGAGAGCUGGUGGCACAGCUUUCGUCCUUCGUCGAGAGCACAACCACCCGGUCCACAUACCGUCUCCAGGCAAGGUAGAGGACAGUUACCCUCGCUACAUAAGGUGGCCACAUCAUCCUACUGGCGAGUGUCUACUUCGCAAGGCUGUGUGCUCGAGUACGAGCGGCGAUGGAGAACCGGGUAGUCUCUCUCCCGUGUCCUACCCGGCCAACAUGCCUCAGGUACCAGGUUCGCCCAAUAUCUGUCAUCCUACCAUACAUCUCCCACCUCCUGUCCCUGUGCACACUCAACCAGCAUCGAAGACGGCCGCUCACAACCCAGCACGGUUGCCACCUCCACGAGAUGGCCCUUUACCGACACCACCCGUGGCCCCGGCCGGCGAGAUUAACCUUGUCGAUUCACUCGAAACGCUGCGUGCAGACGUUGGUCUCACCCCAGAUCAGCCGCUUAACCUGCUUUCUCUCCCCGACCGCACCGACGAUUGUAAGCCGGAGUACAGCUAA